AUGCUGGCAAGGAUACUCCUCGGGAUCCUCUACACGGCCACAGGCCUCGCCAUCAUCGGAACCAUCGUCCUCCACAACUAUGCCCGCAUCACCUGUCACUGGAACUGGGACUCAAAGGAAUCCUUCAUGAGGAUGGUCGUCUUUGCUGAUCCGCAGAUGGAAGGCGACGCAAAGAUCCGGCGUCUUGGGAAGCGAGAAUUCGAUGUUCGUGUCGCUCGUUACCGGUCCAUCUUUCCUGACCCUUCCUUGUCAUCCUCAGGAUCAGUAGCAAGAACAGUAGGAGCAGGAGAGGAGAGCACUGUACCAGUGAUGAUCAACAUUACGGGAAACCACGAUAUCGGGUAUGGAUACGAUAUCUCGCAGGACCGGGUUGAGCGGUGGGAGCAGGUCUUUGGCAAAUCCAACUUUAUCAGUUCUGUGGAUAUCCCAACAUCUGGCGUUGUUGGAAGUGAGAAUGAUACGGAUUCUCGGAGGUCGCAAAGCAGUAGAAGGUUGCAUUUGGUUGUUCUUAACACCAUGCUCCUCGACGGACCAUCAUCUGACGAGAACCUCCGGGGACAGACAUGGCAGUUCUUGCAGGAGGCAUCAUCGCUGAAGGAGAACAACCCCCAGGACAAGAUCGUCCUCUUGACACAUAUCCCCUUCCACAAGGAACAAGGUAUUUGUGUCGACCCCCCAGAUAUCCGCGUACACUGGGACAACACAAUUAUUGAGCAGACGAUGUUGACACCAAACACAACACAAUGGAUCUUGAACACUCUCCGGCCAGACUUUGUCCUUAAUGGACAUGACCACUACGGAUGCGAUGUCGUUCAUACCCUCCACCACGAUCAGGAUACCUGGAUCGCCUCUGCCACAGACCUCUCCCUCCCCGUUUCUGGUUCGUCGCAAGCAGAACAGCAGCAGCAGGAGGAAGUGAAGGAACAGAGACAGCAAACACGGAGAGUGCGUGAAGUCACACAACGGUCCAUGAUGGCAGAAUUUGGUGGAUACUCUGGACUCUUUGAAAUCAAGAUCCCUUCCACCUCAUCUUCAUCUUCUUUCGACAACAGCAACAACAGCAACAACAACAACAACAUGAGCGAGGAUGAACUGGAGUUUCACUACACGGCAUGCGGAUUCUUCAAUGACGUCCAAGUCUGGGUCGUCAUCAUCACUGAUCUGGUCGUCGCUAUUCUUUGGGCUCUCUUUGGACUCCUCCGCCUCAUCACCUCUUCGCUCGCAUCUUCGGGACGGGCAAGGAAAAAGACCCACGUCUCCUUGUCUUCCGAAAAACAAAAACUUCUCUAG
Messenger RNA from Linnemannia hyalina, 1290 nucleotides. Lineage: Eukaryota; Fungi; Mortierellomycota; Mortierellomycetes; Mortierellales; Mortierellaceae. The record is from the annotation of a GenBank genome assembly.